Molecule: messenger RNA, 1471 nt
Organism: Hydractinia symbiolongicarpus
Lineage: Eukaryota; Metazoa; Cnidaria; Hydrozoa; Anthoathecata; Hydractiniidae
Product: ras-related GTP-binding protein C-like
Exons: 16
Coding region: 42-1178 (378 amino acids)
Biological process (GO): positive regulation of TOR signaling; cellular response to amino acid stimulus; regulation of autophagy
Cellular component (GO): Gtr1-Gtr2 GTPase complex; nucleus; lysosome
Molecular function (GO): GTP binding; GTPase activity
Source: RefSeq, a predicted model, not a curated record
GACAAAAAAAACAACAACAACAAUCACAUGAUAGAGCAAAGAUGGCGUCCUACGAUGAUGAUGAGAACUUUGGUAACAGUGGUAGUUACAGUGUGGUUGGUUCUUUUCCAAAAGAAUUUGGUUAUUCAGAAGAUCGAGAAGACCUAAAUAGUCAUACAGAUGAACAAAAACCAAAAAUUCUCCUCAUGGGAUUACGCAGGAGUGGAAAAUCAUCGAUAUUAAAAGUUGUUUUUCAUAAAAUGUCACCAAAUGAAACAUUGUUUCUUGAAAGCACCAAUAAAAUUGUCAAAGAUGAUAUCUCAAAUAGUUCUUUUGUUCAAUUUAGGAUAUGGGACUUUCCUGGACAAAUAGAUUUUUUCGGUCAUGAUUUUGACUCGGAUCAAAUUUUCAGUGGUUGUGGAUCACUUGUGUUUGUGAUUGAUGCACAGGAUGACUACAUGGACGCACUCACUAAACUUCAUCAAACGGUUACACGAGCAUACAAAGUAAAUCCUAAUAUAAAAUUUGAAGUGUUUAUUCACAAAGUGGAUGGGUUGACAGAUGAUCACAAAAUAGAAACACAGCGUGAUAUCCAUCAAAGAGCAACAGGCGAAUUGGAAGAUGCGGGCUUAGAGAACCUACAACUGAGUUUUUAUCUGACAAGUAUUUAUGAUCAUUCAGUAUUUGAGGCUUUCAGCAAAGUUGUACAGAAAUUAAUCGUCCAAUUACCAACUCUGGAAAACUUAUUAAAUAUUUUGAUUCAGCAUUCUGGAAUUGAAAAAGCCUUCUUGUUUGAUGUUGUCUCCAAAAUAUACAUUGCAACGGAUAGUGCACCAGUUGAUAUGCAGUCAUAUGAACUGUGUUGUGAUAUGAUAGAUGUUGUAAUUGAUAUAUCAUGUAUAUAUGGAAUGCGAGACAACGGCGACGCCAAUGCUUACGACACAGAAUCAGCGUCUGUUAUACGUUUAAAUAAUUCAACCGUGUGCUAUCUUCGAGAAGUUAAUAGAUAUUUAGCAUUGGUUUGCAUCCUGAGAGAAGAAAACUUUUGCAAACAUGGUUUAAUCGAUUAUAAUUUUCACUGUUUCCGACAAGCUAUACAAGAAGUGUUCGAAAUACGUCAGCAGUCACGUGACGCAGCCUCCUCAAGAAACGGCACUGUAAGGUCUUCUUCACUAAAAGGAGAAGCUGUUGUGGUGUAAUGCAGUCCAGCUGUAUAAAAAAUUAUAGUAAUUUUUUUUGAAAAUAUUUUCUUAAAAUAUAAUUAUUUGUACAGGCUGGCUAUUUCAUCCGAAAUUUUAGGAACAUUUCCAAGAGUUUUAGUAAGAAUGAAUUUUCAAAAAUUUUAGUUGAUUACGUGUCGAAAAUUUAAAAAAGAGGAACGGUAAGGUGCCAUCACAAAAUGUAGCCAUCUUUCUUGACGUCAUAAGUUGCACUUUGUCAUAUUUUCUAAAAUGUAUUAUAUUAACUAAAUGAAAAGAAUUAAACAUAGAAA